Stylonychia lemnae is the source of this 450-nucleotide messenger RNA. The record is from the annotation of a GenBank genome assembly. NCBI's taxonomy places the organism in Eukaryota, Ciliophora, Spirotrichea, Sporadotrichida, Oxytrichidae.
AUGACAAUCUUGAUUCUCUUAUUGGUUGGUAGCAUUAACUGUAAAAGUAGCUGGAUUUUUAAGAAAAUGAGUAAUAUUCAAGAUCAAAUAUCAAACGUUCAAGUGCAAGCUUCAGACAUUAUUGAACAACAUCCAGAGAUCUAAAAUUCGAUUUUGCAGGAAUUUGAAAUAUUAUCUGAAAAAGCAGAAAAGGGCUUUAGAUAAUAUUCGAAUGAAAUUCAGGCAUUUGGUCAGAAUAUUUACAAAAGUGCAGAUGAUUUUCAUUAAGAAAAAGAGAAAAGAGAGGAUGUUUCUGAUACAAAAAAACUUAAAUAAGAAUAAGUAGAAAAAAAUGAAAUAAAAAUUGCUGGAGAGAGAACUAUAAUCAUUGAUAACACUCUGAAUUGGGAUCCAAUAAAAGUUUUUUUUGGAGUUAUCGAAAAUAAUUAGACCCUACCCAUAAAUGGUUGA